AACUUUUGAUAUUUAAUUUUGAUAAGAUAAUUACAGGAAAGAAGCUUUUAAGGACAUCCUCUUAAAUAUAAUUCAUGUCAGAACAAGCAGGCAAUACUUCUUCAGAUGCAGGAGAUAUUCCAGAUGAAUCAUGUGCUGAAGAUCUUUCUAAGCGUAGACAAAAACGAAAUAUACAUCGCGUUAGGUUUGACGCGAAAGAGGACUUAGAAAAUAUGGAAUCAGUUAUUAUUAAAGAGUCAACACAUAUUUCAGAGGAAGCUACACAAUCUAGUAGUUCUCAAAGACAUAAACGUGUAUCAUCUUUUUAUAUUCAGGAAGAGGUUGAAACAUCUGCAUUGGAUUCCAAAGAGCAUCUUGCAUUGCCCGGAGAGACAGAAUCAAGCCCUCUGUCUCCUGUUCUUGAUUCUUUUGAAUCAUCUCAACGGUUAGGGAUAUCACCUUUAUCGCUUUAUACGUCACAACUUCUUGAAUCUCAACAGACAAAAAUUCCAAGUGUUCAAUUAUUAGAUCCUCCUCAUAGAGUUUCGAGCAGUCCUUUUUUGAGUGGAGAAUCUCCUUCUACUUUUUCUGUGCCUGAAGAAUUUGAACAGUGUGUUCCUAAACCAUCGAAUAAACAAGCGUCAGCAGCUUCAUCUAAAAAAAAAACGGGGAAAAAACGUGGGAGAGAAAUUUAUUCAUUAACAAAAUAUGCAUAUGAUCUAGUGCGUUCACAUUUACGUGGAGAGUCAUAUCGUCAGAAAAAAAUAUUAAAAGGAUCAGAUAUAUCAGACGAUUCAACACGUAUACCGGGGGAAGAUACAACACAAGCAUCUGGUUUUCGGGGAGGAGUGUUAUCUCAUCUUUUGAAAUUAUAUAAUUCUGAUAAUAUACAUUUUAAUCGCCAAAAUAUAAAUAUAACACCGCCGGGUACAGGCCGUAGUACGCCUAAAUGGCAUAGUAAAUCGACCAACAGUUCAUCAACUUCUUUAUCUGCUUUAUUGGCAACAUCGUCAGCGACUGUUGCACUUCCUGGUCUUUUAAAUAUCCAUCGUGAUGAUUCUGGUUCUGGAUUAUCAAAAUCGUCACGACCUCCAUAUAAGUUACGUAAGCAUAGUAGUGGACUAGCUAAUGCUAUAAAACAUAGUCUUUCCCGAUCGAGAUUGGAGGAUGAGAUUCGUAUUACAAUACAUUUAGCAGAUGUUUUACAGCGACAAAAAUUUAUAUUGAGGCUAUGUCAUGCAUUAAUGCUUUACGGAAGUCCUACGCAUCGUUUAGAAGAAUGCAUGAAAUUAACAUCAAGAGUUCUCGAGAUUGAUGGCCAGUUUUUAUAUAUUCCAGGAUGCAUGAUUAUUUCCUUUGGUGAUUUGAUAACUCAUACGUCAGAUAUGCAUGUUGUUCGUGUCAAUCAAGGAUUAGAUAUCGGAAAGUUACAGGAGACUCAUUUUAUUUAUAAACAAGUAAUUCAUGAUCUUAUUGGAGUUGAAGAAGCAAUGAAAAAUCUUGAUGAAGUAAUUAAUCGAAAACAGUAUUAUAAGAAUUGGGUUGUAAUUCUUUUUUAUGGAUUUGCAAGUGCAUUAGUAGGUCCUUUCGCAUUUAAUGCAUCUUGGUUUGAUAUGCCUAUUUCCUUUCUUUUAGGCACUAUUUUAGGUUUAUUAAGAGUAGUUGUUACACCACGAAGUUUUAUGUAUGCAAAUGCCUUUGAAAUAUCAGCUACUAUUAUUACAAGUUUUCUCGCAAGAGCUUUUGGAAGUAUACCAGAUCGAAAAAAUCAGGGAAAAUAUAUUUUUUGUUUUGCAAGUAUGGCAGAGAGUUCUAUUGCACUCAUAUUGCCAGGAUAUUUAGUAUUGUGCGGGUCAUUAGAACUUCAAACUAAAAAUAUAGUUGCAGGCUCUGUAAGAUUAUUCUAUGCUAUUAUUUAUUCAUUAUUUCUUGGUUUUGGAAUUACUAUUGGUUCUGUUAUUUAUGGUUCAAUGGAUCGAAAAGCUAGUAAUGAAACAUAUUGUCAAAGUAAUAUUGAUAUUUUAUAUCGUUUUAUUUCUGUUCCUAUCUUUACUGCUUGUAUUUUAGUUGUUAACCAAGCAAAACCACAGCAAUUUCCUGUUGCUGUAAUUAUAGCAGGUGCAGGAUACAUCGUAAAUUUUUUUUCUUCAAAAAGAUUUGGUGCUUCUCAAGUUUCUAAUGCUAUAGGGGCUUUUGUAAUAGGAUGUCUUGGUAAUAUAUAUUCUAGGAUUGGCCAUGAUCUAGCCUUUACCGUUGUUUUACCUGCAAUCUUUGUUCAAAUUCCAUCUGGUUUAGCUGCACAAAGAGGUGUUUAUAUCGGUAUAGGGGAAUCAAAUGAAAUUUUUGCCCAUAAUUCAUCUACUGAUUAUAAUAUUUCUAAUGUUGGAGUUGAGCAUUCAUCUAGUCCUAAUUCUUUGUCUUUUGGUAUUGUCAUGAUUCAAAUUGCAAUUGCCAUUACUGUCGGUUUGUUUUUUAGUUCUAUCCUUAUUUACAGUUUUGGAGGCAUGAGAAAAAGGUCUGCUUUGUUUUCAUUGUAA
Molecule: messenger RNA, 2516 nt
Organism: Pneumocystis murina B123
Lineage: Eukaryota; Fungi; Ascomycota; Pneumocystomycetes; Pneumocystales; Pneumocystaceae
Exons: 5
Coding region: 75-2516 (813 amino acids)
Biological process (GO): transmembrane transport
Molecular function (GO): transmembrane transporter activity
Source: RefSeq, a predicted model, not a curated record